AUGACUGUCUGUGCUGCGAACGGCUGUAAGAAUCGCCUGUCAAAAGGAUGUGGCAAGCAUUUUUUUAGAUUUCCGAUGAAAAAUCCUGAGUAUCUUGCCAAAUGGCUUGCGGUGCUUCGCCGUGACAAGUGGAAGCCAUCAAUAUACAGCAGACUAUGUAGUGACCACUUUACAGAAAAUGAUUACAUGCUGCGACCGGGAGCCUCAUUUCCUUAUCUGCGCCUGGAUGCUGUGCCUUCCAUUAUUGAUGGGGUCUGUAUAAAAAAAGAACCAGUGAAGAAGCCUCCAAAACCAAUAGAAAAUGCUCCAUCUACCUCAGUCUUGCCUAACAAGCCACCAUGUAGUACACCUGCACCAGAGGUGGUCACAGUUGAUGAGCACUCCUAUUCUGUUAUUUCUUAUAAGGAGGUGGUCCAAACUCCAAAGGUAGAUCCUGUUCUGGUUAAUUUGAGGAGGAAGAAGAACACUUUGCAGAAACAAGUUUUAAGGCAGAGGAACAGCAUAGUCAGCCUGAAGAAGCUGAUUAUGCAGCAGCGAAGCAACUUGCAGGGAAAUGAUCCUGUGCAACUCAUGUCAAAGUACUUCAAAGGAUUAACGUUGGAUAUGUUUAGACAUUUGGUUCAAAAUGGAAAGAAAAACAAAGGAGUACAAUUCUCCAAGGAGGUCAAGGGGUUUGCUGUUACUCUAUAUUACUAUUCCCCAGUAGCUUAUGAACUUUGCCAGCCAGUCCUUUGUUUACCAGAUUUGGAGACUUUGAGAGAAUGGAUGCCUUCAGUAGUGGACAUGUCUCAUUCUGGGGUAGUCAUUCAGACAGAGGAAGCCAGCUAA
Messenger RNA from Staurois parvus, 828 nucleotides. NCBI's taxonomy places the organism in Eukaryota, Metazoa, Chordata, Amphibia, Anura, Ranidae. The record is from the annotation of a GenBank genome assembly.